GCGCAGGGCAGACUGCCAUCCUCGGCAACAAAACUUGGACGAGAGCGGUCGAACGCCUGGGCAGCAGCAUCGUACGCUCAUUUCGCCACGGUUACGGAAACGCGGGCAGCCCGACUGGCCAGUGAGCACUCCGUGGCUGGCAGCCCCAGCCUUCAGGACCACACCCACACCGCGCGCGCGACGCGACGAUGGAGUCCAAGGACGACGCGCGCGACCGCGGCGGCGACCUGCCGCUCAUGGCCGAGGUCGCCCGCUAUUUCAAGGACCAGGCCUUCAUGUGCGCGAAGGACGAGGGCCUCGAGGUCGUCUUCGACGACUUUGUGAACGAGCACGCAGCCGCAUUCGCCAAUGAUGCGGAAACAAGAGAAGAGGGCCACUCCUUCGAGUUCACGGAGCUCCACGGUGAAUAUUUGAGACUCUUCGAGAAGGCCACCGAGCGCGUCCUGGAGGUCGCGGGCGGCACGCGCGAGCAGUUCGCGGCCGAGUGCCGCGCGGCGCUGCGGGGCGGCGCGCGCCCCGACGGCGAGCGCUGGUUCCUGGACGCGUGCCUCGCGGCGCUCGACUACGAGGCCUUCUACGAGACCAUGGCGCGGUGCGGCCGGAAGCGACGGAAAUCGCCGGCAGAGACUAAGUAG
Molecule: messenger RNA, 635 nt
Organism: Pelagomonas calceolata
Lineage: Eukaryota; Pelagophyceae; Pelagomonadales; Pelagomonadaceae
Source: the annotation of a GenBank genome assembly